Oppiella nova is the source of this 444-nucleotide messenger RNA. The record is from the annotation of a GenBank genome assembly. NCBI's taxonomy places the organism in Eukaryota, Metazoa, Arthropoda, Arachnida, Sarcoptiformes, Oppiidae.
AUGAAUGAAUCAAAUCCAGUGACCACUCGUAUGGAUAAUUCAGAAGCACUGCCAUUGAAGGGCACGGAUACUGUGGACGGGUAUCAUAGACAAGAGGGCUCAGUCUAUGUACACGACUGUCCAAAAGACCCAGCCAUUCCUGGCACGGAUACUGUGGACGGGUAUAAUAGACAGGGAAGUAAGACCUUUGAACUGAAGGACUGUUUGAACUUUUGCGGAGGACUGGCAUGUUUUGGGGCGUUGGCAGGAGUGGGAGUGAUGAUCCUGGUGUUUAGCGCACGUUUCCCAGACUUUACAGACGCGGACUCACUAGACUACUGUCACCCCACCCUAUAUUUGACGGCCUACUGGAUUAUUUUGAUAGGACUCAUAAUAUGUGCCUUUUUCCUGGUACUGGGUUGUGGUAUGGUUUGUUUCACCAUGAUCGCUAAAAACAGGAAUUAA